Messenger RNA from Mangifera indica (mango), 1478 nucleotides. Its product is annotated as pectinesterase-like. Gene Ontology annotation, biological process: cell wall modification. Gene Ontology annotation, molecular function: pectinesterase activity; pectinesterase inhibitor activity. The annotation marks the transcript as partial. NCBI's taxonomy places the organism in Eukaryota, Viridiplantae, Streptophyta, Magnoliopsida, Sapindales, Anacardiaceae. The record is from RefSeq and is a predicted model, not a curated record. The transcript has 2 exons.
UGCCUGCAAUCCCCAUAUCCCAAAAUAUGCGACUACUACAUGGGGAAUAAUUUCUUAGACACCCUCAAGCUCGACCAAACCCAAUUAUCCUUUCACAACUUGAUCCUCAAGGUCACCUUGAACCAAUCCGUUAAAGCUCACGAGCACAUUUCAUCAAUGAACUUAAGCUCUUUCAACAAGCUAGCCAAAUUGGCUUGGACGGAUUGUUUGGAGCUCUAUGAAGAUACAGUCGACAAUCUAAACCGUUCGAUGAGCUCUUCAAAUCCUGUUGAUUCCGUAACAUGGCUAAGCGCCGCCAUUGCAAAUCAACAGACGUGCGAAAACGGGUUUACUGAUUUUAACUUGGGGCAUUAUCUUGAAUCAUUACCAUUGAUGUUGACUAACUUCUCCCAAUUGGUUAGCAAUUCCUUGGCAGUGACUCAAUCCACUGUCCAAUGGGACACAACUGUGAAAGUUGGCGGUCGACGCUUGCUUGUGGAUGAAUUUCCGUCAUGGGUUUCCGCGGCUGACAGGAAACUGUUGCAAUCAGCCCCACCGAAAGGUGACAUUGUGGUGGCGCAAGAUGGAACCGGUGAAUAUAAGACCAUUUCUGAGGCUGUGGCAGCUGCAGCUAAGAAAGGUGGCGGGAGACGAAUGGUGAUCUAUGUUAAAAAAGGAAUUUACAGAGAAAAUGUGGAGAUUAAAAGAACAGUGAAAAAUAUAAUGUUAAUGGGAGAUGGAAUUGAUGCUACAAUUGUUACUGCUAGUAGGAAUGCCAAUGGGGCCACCACAACUUUUCGCUCGGCCACUUUUGCUGUUACUGGAGAAGGCUUCAUAGCUAGAGGCAUGACUUUUGAGAAUACAGCAGGACCUCAGAAUCAUCAAGCGGUGGCUCUCCGGUCAGGCUCCGACUUCUCUGUCUUUUAUGGUUGCAGCUUCAAAGGCUACCAGGACACUUUAUAUGUCUACGCUAAAAGACAAUUCUAUCGCAACUGCGACGUUUAUGGAACCCAAGACUUCAUAUUCGGCGACGCUGUGGUGGUACUUCAAAACUGCAAUAUUUACAUCAGAAAAAGCAACCAGAAGAGCACUGUUACAGCGCAGGGAAGAAAAGACCCAAACGAAAACACGGGUAUAAUUAUUCACAACUCUCGUAUCACAGGUGAAGGCUCCAGUGAAAACUACCUGGGUCGACCGUGGAAACAGUAUUCUCGAACAGUGAUCAUGAAAUGUACGAUCGACAGUUUGAUUAAUCCCGCCGGUUGGUUGCCGUGGAGCGGCAGUUUUGCUUUGAACACUCUUUAUUAUGGAGAGUAUAUGAACACUGGAGGUGGGGCAAGUACUAGUGGGAGAGUGAAGUGGCCAGGCUAUCAUGUGAUAACUAGCCCAACAGAGGCCGGAAAGUUCACCGUGGGGAGCUUUUUAGCUGGGAAUUCGUGGCUUCCGGCCACCGGAGUACCGUACGAUGCUGGUUUAUGAAGUAGGAAAUAAUGCAAAAA